AAAUAAAAUCACGUCGCAAUCAAGGUAAAUUGAUGAAUCCAAUUGAUAUUGAUCUUGAGGAACACGGCAAUGACCAACCACCUCCAAGUUCAGUGGGUGGGGGUCAAGAAUCAAUGCACCCAAGAAGACAAGAUGGGCAAACCGAACAGUUCCAGGUAGCCAGGAGAAAAGGAAGGUUAACCACAAAGUUUUCUUUGGUGAAUCUUUCCAGCACCUUACUACUAGCAUACCAGAGCUUUGGUGUGGUAUAUGGAGAUUUGAGCACAUCACCUCUCUAUGUUUAUAAAAGUAUAUUCAUUGGGAAGUUGCAAAACCAUCAAAAUCCUGAUGCAAUAUUUGGUGCAUUUUCAUUGAUUUUCUGGACUCUAACACUGAUUCCUUUGCUCAAAUAUGUAUUUCUUGUACUGAGUGCUGAUGACAAUGGUGAAGGUGGAACAUUUUCUCUUUACUCCCUGCUUUGUAGACAUGCAAAACUCAGUUUACUUCCCAAUCAACAAGCAGCAGAUGAAGAGCUCUCAGCUUACAAAUGCGGUCCCUCAGGACAGUCUUCAUCAUCUUUAACACUGAAGAGGUUUCUAGAAAAGCACAAAAAGUCUAGGAUAUUUCUACUUCUUGUAGUUUUAUUGGGGGCUGGCAUGGUAAUAGGUGAUGGUGUAAUCACUCCAGCAAUUUCAGUUCUGUCAUCAAUAUCAGGGCUUCAAGCUGCCGAGAAAAGGUUGAAUCAGGGUGAGGUCCUACUGCUUGCUUGCGUCAUAUUGAUUGGCCUAUUUGCUCUGCAGCAUUUUGGUACCCAUAAGGUUGCUUUCUUGUUUGCACCAGUCGUUAUUCUAUGGUUGAUAUCAAUUUUUGCCAUUGGCCUGUAUAAUACUAUACACUGGAAUCCAAAGAUCGUCUUUGGCCUUUCUCCGCAUUAUAUCAUUAAAUUCUUUAGUGAAACUGGCAAAGAUGGAUGGAUUUCACUUGGCGGGGUUCUUCUUUCUAUAACAGGAACUGAGGCCAUGUUCGCUGAUCUUGGCCAUUUCACUGCCUCCUCAAUAAGGCUUGCAUUUGCAUUUGUCGUAUAUCCUUGUUUGGUAGUGCAAUAUAUGGGCCAGGCUGCUUAUCUGUCAGAAAAUAUUUCUUCAAUUCCAAACAGUUUCUAUGACUCAAUACCUGGUAGUGUAUUUUGGCCUGUCUUUGUUAUUGCCACCCUUGCAGCCAUCGUUGGCAGUCAGGCUAUUAUCAGCGCUACCUUCUCUAUUGUUAAGCAAUGCCAUGCUCUUGGUUGCUUUCCACGGGUUAAGGUUGUUCACACAUCAAAACAUAUCUAUGGGCAGAUCUAUAUACCAGAGAUCAACUGGAUCCUCAUGAUUCUUACUCUUGCUAUCGCUGUUGGUUUCCAGGACACAACUAUGAUAGGGAAUGCAUAUGGCCUUGCUUGCAUGUCUGUUAUGUUUAUUACCACAUUUCUAAUGGCACUUGUCAUGGUCUUUGNCGACCAAAGAACACUAACUAAAAAAUGGUAA
This is a messenger RNA of Olea europaea var. sylvestris, 1505 nucleotides long. Its product is annotated as potassium transporter 4-like. The record is from RefSeq and is a predicted model, not a curated record. Gene Ontology annotation, molecular function: potassium ion transmembrane transporter activity. NCBI's taxonomy places the organism in Eukaryota, Viridiplantae, Streptophyta, Magnoliopsida, Lamiales, Oleaceae. Gene Ontology annotation, cellular component: membrane. The coding region runs from base 33 to 1505 and encodes 490 amino acids. The transcript has 10 exons. Gene Ontology annotation, biological process: potassium ion transmembrane transport; cell tip growth.